CCGGCGGCGGAAAACGCAGCGGAGCCGGAGCCGGGGACUCGGCUGUGGCCGCAGCCUCGGUCCCUUCCGCCGAUCGCCGUGGCUCCAGGCUGAAGGUCGGUGCGGAGGCGGGUGGGCGCGGGUCUCCCCGGGAGCGUCGGGGCGGCAGCCUCCCCGGGCCUCCCGGGCUCCGCGAGAGAUCAUGUCUACAGCCUCCGCCGCCUCCUCUUCCUCCUCCUCUUCUGCGGGUGAGAUGAUCGAAGCUCCCUCCCAAGUGCUCAACUUUGAAGAGAUCGACUACAAGGAGAUCGAGGUGGAAGAGGUUGUUGGAAGAGGAGCCUUUGGAGUUGUUUGCAAAGCUAAGUGGCGAGCAAAAGAUGUUGCAAUUAAGCAGAUAGAAAGUGAAUCUGAGAGGAAAGCUUUCAUUGUAGAGCUCCGGCAAUUAUCCCGUGUGAACCAUCCUAAUAUUGUAAAGCUAUAUGGAGCCUGCUUGAAUCCAGUGUGCCUUGUGAUGGAAUACGCAGAAGGGGGCUCUUUGUAUAAUGUGCUGCAUGGUGCUGAACCAUUGCCAUACUACACUGCUGCCCAUGCAAUGAGUUGGUGUUUACAGUGUUCCCAAGGAGUGGCUUAUCUUCACAGCAUGCAACCCAAAGCUCUAAUUCACAGGGACCUGAAGCCACCAAACUUACUGCUUGUUGCAGGGGGUACAGUUUUAAAAAUCUGUGAUUUUGGUACAGCCUGUGAUAUUCAGACACACAUGACCAAUAACAAAGGAAGUGCUGCUUGGAUGGCACCAGAAGUGUUUGAAGGUAGCAAUUAUAGUGAAAAAUGUGAUGUCUUCAGCUGGGGUAUUAUCCUUUGGGAAGUAAUAACACGACGGAAACCCUUUGAUGAGAUUGGUGGCCCAGCCUUCCGUAUCAUGUGGGCCGUUCAUAAUGGUACUCGACCACCAUUGAUCAGAAAUCUACCUAAACCCAUCGAGAGCCUGAUGACUCGUUGUUGGUCUAAAGAUCCUUCUCAGCGUCCUUCAAUGGAGGAAAUUGUGAAAAUAAUGACUCACUUGAUGCGGUACUUUCCAGGAGCAGAUGAGCCAUUACAAUAUCCUUGUCAGUUUUCAGAUGAAGGCCAGAGCAACUCUGCCACCAGUACAGGUUCAUUCAUGGACAUCACGUCUACAAAUACCAGUAAUAAAAGUGACACUAAUAUGGAACAAGUUCCAGCAACAAAUGAUACUAUCAAACGCUUGGAAUCAAAAUUAUUGAAAAACCAGGCAAAGCAACAGAGUGAAUCUGGACGUUUAAGCUUGGGAGCUUCCCGUGGGAGCAGCAUAGAGAGCUUGCCCCCAACCUCCGAGGGCAAGAGGAUGAGUGCUGACAUGUCUGAAAUAGAAGCCAGGAUCGCUGCAACGGCAGCCUAUUCCAAGCCUAAACGGGGCCACCGUAAAACCGCUUCAUUUGGCAACAUUCUGGAUGUCCCUGAGAUCGUCAUAUCAGGCAACGGGCAGCCUAGACGUAGAUCCAUCCAAGACUUGACGAUUACUGGAACAGAAUCUGGUCAGGUGAGCAGUAGGUCUUCCAGUCCUAGUGUCAGAAUGAUCACUACCUCAGGACCAACCUCAGAAAAGCCAGCUCGAAGUCACCCCUGGACCCCUGAUGAUGCCACAGAUACCAAUGGCUCAGACAACUCUAUCCCAAUGGCCUAUCUAACACUGGAUCACCAAUUACAGCCUCUAGCACCAUGCCCAAACUCCAAAGAAUCUAUGGCAGUGUUUGAACAGCAUUGUAAAAUGGCACAAGAAUAUAUGAAAGUUCAGACAGAAAUUGCUUUGUUAUUACAAAGAAAGCAAGAACUAGUUGCAGAACUGGACCAGGAUGAAAAGGACCAGCAAAAUACAUCUCGUCUGGUACAGGAACAUAAAAAGCUUUUGGAUGAAAACAAAAGCCUUUCUACUUACUACCAGCAGUGCAAAAAACAACUAGAGGUCAUCAGAAGUCAGCAACAGAAACGACAAGGCACUUCAUGAUUCUCUGGAACUGAUUAAUUUUGAAAUAUGCAAAGACUUUUUUUUAAGGAAAAAAAACUCUUAUAUUGACAAUUAAUGAGUGUUAGCUUUUUUGGCGUGUUCUGAAUGCCAAUUGCCUAUAUUUGCUGCGUUUGUUUCAUCAUUUGUUUUCCUUUCUUCUGGUGGAAAUACAGUUCACUUGUCUCCUUGCAUAAAAUGGGGGCAUCUGUGACUUGAAAGAGCAGCAGUUCUCAACUUCAAAGCAGACGCAAUGAACCAUGGUUAUAUAUGCAUGCUCAUUGUGUGGAGGCUAGUCUAAAAUAACAAGGGGUAUCAAACUAGCUGCUAUGUGCAAACAUUGCCUUUUUCUGAGGUGGAACCUCAAGAAUUAUUUGUUCUUGUAUCUCAUCUCAAAAUAAUAAUUUUUUUUUUGUCUAAAAGAUGGUAUAUGCCAAGUAAAAAACAGGGUAUUUUAAAUCUAGAAUAAUUGGUGGUACAUUAUAAAUGCACGACCUGUAGGGAUAGUUCAGAGUGAGGGCUUGAUGCAAACAUCCUUGGAUCAGUACUGAACUUAGUUCCAUCCAUAAAAUAUUUAAAGGUAAGUGAUAGCUGCUGUAUUUAAUAAAAGCAUAUUUCAUUAGAUUGAGAGUUGACUGGUAGCAUUGAACAAAAUGGAACUCUAUGGUGUAAAGAUUUUUAAUUCUGUGAUUGUGUGUGUUAACUCUGUAAAGCUUUUAUGACUCAUUAAUAUCUCUUAAAUGAAAUUAAAAGGUAAAUGAGUACGAUCCACCUUAAUUGAUCCUUCCUUCCUACAUUAAUUAUUGGAUUUAGUCAGUAUUUGGAAAACUAAGAAGUAUUGGGAUAUGGAACUAAUUGCUCCAGCUAAAAGACUUGGCCUUAGUUUUUUUUUUUAAUGUAAUAUUUUAAUAUCAAAUGAUUAAAAGCCUGACAGAUCAGAAGUUAGGAAGUUGAAGAAGUAAAUAUAAACUCACCAAGUAUGAUGCUGAUAAUAGAGUAAAUGAUUUUCUUUUGCAAGCCCCAUUCCGGAAUGCCUGCGGCCUUUCAACUCUUUUAAGGGAAUUUUAACACUUAAAUAAAGAAAAUUUAUAUUGUAAACAGUAUCUUUGCUACCAACUUUGAAAAUAAAAGUAGUGAUAAAAUUUCAUUGAAAUAAUAGACUAUAUAAGCUCUAUUUUUUCAGUUGGUAUUAAACCACAUUUUGAUACCAGUACAGGUUGACUUUUAAAUAAAGAUUUCAUCGACCUCAUUUUUAUAGCAUUAAUAUUUUAUGAAAAGAAAUUUUAAAUGAAAGCAUUAUUGCUGUGACUAUUAGAAUUAUAUCGUGAUUGUAUUGUAGUUUUGCUCUAUUUCAGAUAAGCAAGUUGAUCUAAGAAGUUUGUCAAAACUAUUCUUAAAUUGCUAAAGCAGGUAAUUUUUUCUUCCACUUUCCCUCUUUCACUGAGUUUGAGCAUAUAUCCUUGUAUACAAGCAAUAAACAUAAAGGGCAGUUUGUACUGAACUCGGUCAUUUUUAGAAUCCUUCAUUAGAAAGUUUGGAAAAUAAAAUGUCUGCCAUCACUUCGCACUUAAGAUAAAAGGAGAAUUAUCCUUCCAAAGUAUUUGAUUACUUAUCUGAAAUUAUGUUAAUUUAAUAGUAAAAUUAAAAUGACACAGAAAAAUUAAGUCUGUACUAAAGAAAAGCAGAACUCAUUCAGAGCACUGCUACUUGUUUGUACAUCUGUUACUCCAUAGGAGGGAUUUAGUGUUUCUAGAGACUUUUCUAGUUACCCCAAAAUAUAUCUAGGCAUGGAAGCUAAGAGUUGAAUUCUCCAGUAGGAUUUAGAAUGAUAGAUCUCAGACUUUAUUCCUAGUUAAUAAUGUGGCUUUGCUAUAUCAUUAUGUAAAGGAAAGUGUUUUU
This is a messenger RNA of Sorex fumeus (smoky shrew), 3898 nucleotides long. RefSeq names its product mitogen-activated protein kinase kinase kinase 7 (gene MAP3K7). NCBI's taxonomy places the organism in Eukaryota, Metazoa, Chordata, Mammalia, Eulipotyphla, Soricidae. Gene Ontology annotation, biological process: protein phosphorylation; JNK cascade; positive regulation of canonical NF-kappaB signal transduction. The record is from RefSeq and is a predicted model, not a curated record. The transcript is spliced from 17 exons. Gene Ontology annotation, molecular function: magnesium ion binding; ATP binding; MAP kinase kinase kinase activity. Bases 182 to 2002 code for a protein of 606 amino acids.